GGAUUUAUUACGUUCACAUAAUGAUGGGCGUAUUAAAUCUGUUAUUUGCAAUAUGGUUCUCUUUUUGUCGAAAUGUGUACGCUAAUGAGGUUGAUAGGCAUCAUAACGGUGUCUCUAAGCCCGUAGAGGUACACACACACUCUGUUGAUAAAGUGUCAAAACAUUCCGUAAAACAUGGCAAACGAUCGCAUGACAAGCACAGGGGUGGUAAUAAAUCUGGAAUACUGGCACAAAACGUAUCGCUAUUGGAGGCAGGGCCAUCAACAGUAAACGACAUCGCAGCCCAUGAAUCGGGAAAUAAACAAGGUGUGCUUGGUACAAGCACAGGAGCUAUUAGUACAACCGUUAAUACGGGUGCAGAAUUGCCUGUAUCGCCAAAUACAGUACCAUCCAACUCUGCAGCUACGACACCUGCACCAAGUAUAGAAUCUCCUAACACCGCGACACCUAAUGGCAAUUUGUCUGCUAGUGGAACCGUAUCUCAGGAUAAUCAAAAACCAUCAAACUCCAAGGGAUUUGCGUGCACAUACCUAUGGUUCCUGUAUGACGGUUGUGAUGACACUACUUCCAAUAACGACACGGUGACCGCUCCACAAAACAACGGAACAUCUAAUACAAACGAUGACGAUCUGUCCACGCCACCGGUUAUAUCCAAUACUUGUACUAUAUAUGGUACUACAAUAAUUUCCUUGAGCGACUUUAAGGAUGCUGAGGAAGGUGGUUGGAUUAUGAUCAGUGACUCGAAUACACCGAAGAUAACGCACAACAAACAGGUUAAUCUUGACAAGCCAGCUCAGCUGCCCCUUAAGGCUACCUUAUGCAAUGCCGCUAAUUACGAGGCUACAAUCAAACUCGGCGUGGACAGUAUCGGUGGCUUCAUUAUUCGAGGUUCUGAACAAGACUUUGUUGUGUUCGAAAUGAACACCUUGUCAAAAACUGCUACACUCAAAAGUGUAAACGGCGCUUAUCAAGAUAUAAUCACUGAGGUGUCUUGUGACCAAAUCAAUAGCCAAUUUGUCCAAAAAGUGCAAAUCAAUGACAGUGGUUACAAGGGGCAAAUUGAAAUACUCAUCGAUGGGCGUAAGAUCAUGAAUGUAACCCGUAUGCCAUACAAGACAAGUGGAUUCUUCGGAUUGUACAUAUCACAGGGCAAUGCUACAUUUGGAGAUAUUUCAGUUGUUCCCAUGAACUCAUGAAACAUACGCAUAAUAUUAUUC
Molecule: messenger RNA, 1217 nt
Organism: Babesia bovis T2Bo
Lineage: Eukaryota; Apicomplexa; Aconoidasida; Piroplasmida; Babesiidae
Product: putative integral membrane protein
Exons: 7
Coding region: 21-1196 (391 amino acids)
Source: RefSeq, a predicted model, not a curated record